Molecule: messenger RNA, 1122 nt
Organism: Periconia digitata
Lineage: Eukaryota; Fungi; Ascomycota; Dothideomycetes; Pleosporales; Periconiaceae
Source: the annotation of a GenBank genome assembly
CUAAAAAGAGAAUAUGCAACAGCCAGUCACCAUGCCGCCUGCAGCCCAACCACUUUACCAGAGUGGCCCCAUAUAUACCUACACAACCGCCACCGCAUCGCUAAGAUUAUGAACCCCUCGCUCGCAAACUUCAUCCUCGGAAAGACACCAAAGAGUAUCCUGAACCCGACGCCUACCAUGAAUACCGCACUCCCACUCAACACUGGCGCGACGAUCCCUGCUCUAGGCCUCGGCACGUGGCAGAGUGCUAAGGGCGAAGUGAAGAAAGCCGUUGUUCAUGCAAUUGAAGGUGGGUACAGGCACAUUGACUGUGCUUUUUGCUACCAGAAUGAGGACGAGGUCGGCGAGGCGCUCGAGGAUGUGAUUUCACGUGGUAUUGUCAAGAGGGAGGAUCUGUUCAUCACGAGCAAGUUGUGGUGUACGUACCACACCAAGGCCGAGGGGGGUCUGCAGAACAGCUUGGAUCUGCUUAAGACGCCGUAUGUGGAUUUGUAUCUCAUGCAUUGGCCCGUUCCCAUGAACCCCAAUGGAAACCACGAGCUCUUCCCCAAGCUCCCAGAUGGCUCCCGCGAUCUCGACCACUCCACCUCGCACAUUCAGACCUGGAAAUCCCUCGAAUCCCUCAUCCAGUCCCACCCCGACAAAGUGAAGGCCAUCGGCGUCGCAAACUACUCGGUCAAAUACCUUGAGAAGCUCCUCCCGCAAGCUUCCAUUGUCCCCGCCGCUAACCAGAUCGAAAACCACCCGCUGCUCCCGCAGCAGGAGAUUGUGGACUACUGCAAAGAGAAGGGGAUCCACGUCACUGCGUACAGUCCUUUGGGAAGCACGGGGUCUCCGCUGCUGAAGGAUGAGGCGGUGAUUGAGGUUGCGAAGAAACAUUCUGUGGGGCCGGGUGUGGUGCUGUUGAGUUAUCAUUUGGCACGCAACUCCUCCGUCCUCGCAAAAUCAGUCACUCCAUCUCGGAUCGACGAAAACCGGAAACUCAUCUCACUGGAUGGCGAGGAUUUGGAGAAGUUGGCCGAGCUGCCUAAGAAGCAUGGGUUCACUCGUUUCGUGUAUCCUGCGUUUGGAGUCGAUGUUGGGUUCCCUGAUAAGCCCGAAGGUGUGGAUAUGAGUGGAUGA